This is a messenger RNA of Plutella xylostella (diamondback moth), 3672 nucleotides long. RefSeq names its product Trehalose-6-phosphate synthase 1 (gene Tps1). Gene Ontology annotation, biological process: trehalose biosynthetic process. Gene Ontology annotation, molecular function: alpha,alpha-trehalose-phosphate synthase (UDP-forming) activity; trehalose-phosphatase activity. NCBI's taxonomy places the organism in Eukaryota, Metazoa, Arthropoda, Insecta, Lepidoptera, Plutellidae. Gene Ontology annotation, cellular component: cytosol. The record is from RefSeq and is a predicted model, not a curated record.
UGUGGCCGGCCGGGGGCCUCCACCGCCCUGCACUUCGGCCCGCGACGUCGCACACUAGUCUAUAAAGGCACCCGGCGCCGCUGGCUCCACCAGUCGGCCUCCGCUCCCCGCCAAUAAUGCCCACUCACUGAUAAAUUCAUAAGCUUUAAACUCCGCGGAAAGUGAAGUUUCGAAACUCGAACACCCCACCGUUGUUUCUGCGCAUGCGUGCUCUGUGAUUGGUCCACAAUGAGUGAAAUGAGGAGCGCCAGUCGGUCAGCGUGCAACAGCAAGGGCACAAUGAUUGUGGUCUCCAACCGUUUGCCUUUUAUUUUGAAAAGAAAUGAGAAAACCGGCGAGCUGGAACGCAAAGCCAGCGCCGGUGGUCUCGUCACGGCGGUGGCUCCAGUAGUGAUCCGGGGCAAGGGCCUGUGGGUGGGCUGGCCCGGGAUCCACCUCGAGGACCCCAAUGAGAAGAUACCGGAGUCCGACCCCAAUGACAACACGCCCACCGCCGGACUUCUGUCUAGUAAAAUAGUUCCAAUCCACGCGGAGCCAGCUCUCUUCGACAGCUACUACAACGGCUGCUGCAACGGGACCUUCUGGCCGCUGUUCCACUCCAUGCCCGACCGGGCCACCUUCAACGCAGACCACUGGAGGGCCUACGUCAAGUGCAACGAGGAGUUUGCCAAGAAAACCAUCAAUGCACUACGCCUCUUGCAAGAGAAUAAGGAGAACAAGAAUACCUCCCCGCCUAUUGUAUGGGUCCAUGAUUAUCAACUGAUGUUGGCUGCUAACUGGAUUAGACAGACCGCUGAGGAAGAAGACUUGAAAUGUAAAUUAGCAUUCUUCUUACACAUUCCCUUCCCGCCCUGGGACAUCUUUAGACUUUUGCCCUGGUCGGACGAAGUGCUACAAGGAAUUCUGGGAUGUGACAUGGUCGGAUUCCACAUCACAGACUACUGCUUAAACUUCAUAGACUGUUGUCAGAGGAACCUGGGUUGCCGUGUCGACAGAAAAAACCUCCUCGUCGAAUUGGGAGGCAGAACCAUCUGUAUCCGACCACUGCCCAUCGGCGUGCCAUUCGACAGAUUCGUCAGCCUCGCGGAAAAGGCUAAACCAGUGCUCUCUACAAACCAAAAAAUCAUUCUCGGAGUCGACAGACUCGACUACACCAAAGGCUUAGUUCAUAGACUCAAAGCAUUUGAGAGGCUACUAGAGAAACACCCUGAGCACAUAGAGAAAAUUGUACUUCUCCAGAUCUCUGUGCCAUCUAGAACUGAUGUUAAAGAAUACCAAGACUUGAAGGAAGAGUUGGAUCAGUUGGUAGGAAGAAUCAAUGGAAGAUUCACUACACCUAACUGGUCUCCCAUACGUUACAUCUACGGCUGUGUGGGCCAGGAGGAACUAGCAGCCUUCUACCGGGAUUCGUCCGUGGCGCUGGUCACGCCGCUUCGUGACGGCAUGAACCUGGUAGCCAAGGAGUUCGUGGCGUGUCAGAUCAAGAAGCCGCCGGGCGUGCUCAUCCUGUCUCCCUUCGCCGGAGCCGGGGAGAUGAUGCACGAGGCCCUCAUCUGCAACCCUUACGAGCUCGAUGACGCAGCGGAAGUUAUUCAUAGAGCCCUAAUAAUGCCGGAGGACGAGCGCAUCGUCCGCAUGAACCACCUGCGGCGGCGCGAGCAGCUCAACGACGUGGACAGCUGGAUGAAGUCGUUUCUCAAGGCCAUGGACUCGCUGGAGGAGGAGGCUGACGACAUCGGAGCCACGUCCAUGCAGCCCGUGACCAUUGACGACUUCGACGAAUAUCUGUCCAAAUACAUAGGCUACACGCAGAAGCUAGCCCUACUCCUGGAUUACGACGGGACGCUAGCGCCCAUCGCUCCUCACCCGGACCUCGCCACCCUGCCGCUGGAGACCAAGCACACGCUGCAGAGACUGUCCAACAUGUCUGACGUCUACAUAGCUAUUGUGUCCGGGAGAAACGUGGAGAAUGUUAAGAAUAUGGUGGGCAUCGAGGGCAUCACGUACGCGGGCAACCACGGGCUGGAGAUCCUGCACCCUGACGGCAGCAAGUUCGUGCACCCCAUGCCCAUGGAGCUGCAGGACAAUGUUGUCAAACUGCUGAAGGCUCUGCAGGAACAGGUCUGCCGUGACGGUGCCUGGGUGGAGAACAAAGGGGCUCUCCUGACGUUCCACUUCCGAGAGACGCCGAUAGCCAAGCGCGCGGCGUUGGCAGACAAGGCGCGGGAGCUGAUCACUGCGUCAGGCUUCACGCCCGCCCCGGCACACUGCGCCAUCGAGGCCAGACCACCUGUGCAGUGGAACAAAGGUCGUGCGUCUAUUUACAUCCUGAGAACUGCGUUCGGACUGGACUGGAGUGAAAGAAUCAGGGUCAUCUAUGCUGGUGAUGACGUCACUGAUGAAGAUGCUAUGCAGGCGCUCAAAGGUAUGGCGGCAACUUUCCGCAUCGCGUCAGACACGAUCACCAAGACGUCUGCAGAGCGCCGUCUGUCCUCAACAGACUCAGUCUUGGCCAUGCUCAAGUGGAUCGAGAGGCACUUCUCCCGUCGCAAGCCGCGGGCUAACUCCCUCACGUACAAGAAUGCAAGGAAAGCCAGAGACACCCUGCAGAUGCAGAUGUCCUACCAGCUGCCCCUGAAGACCUCGCCCAGGCCUUCGCCUCCAAUGUCGCCAGAUAAAUCCUCUAGUGGAUCUGAGUCUUCGUAAGAUGGGAGUUUAGUGCGAGGUGAUUAGUAGUAGGGAUUUUACAGUCAUUGGCUGCAAAACCACACUAAGUUUAUAUGUACGCGGCCGAUCCGCCCCGCAUUGCAUUAUACCAAAUGAAUGUAGCGUUUUGUAAAAAUAUUUAUAGCAUUUUUUGGUCUUUUUAUGGUAGGCCAUUUUCAUUCCAGCGCCUUGGUUUCUCCCAAAGGGCCGUUUUUAGACUCUUACCUACACUUUUUACUUGAAGUGUCUGUUGGAUAAUUAUAAGUUUACAACAACUUGUACUGUUUAAUUAGUAGGAGUUUCGCAGACACUAGACUAAAUACUGUAAUCAGUAUUGGAAACUUCACUUCUUAUAAUUUUAGAUAAACAUAUUUUUAUCGAAAAAGGAUGCUUUGUAAAAGUGAAUCUGCACAACUAACUUUAACUAAAUGGUGCACUGAUAUAGUUUUGAAAUAACGAUUUAUGUAACAUAGAUGGAGCCAUGUAGCGGCUCUAAGUUGUAAGGUCUUGGAUUAAAAUCCCGGUAAAUACCAUCAUUUAUUGUCACCCUACUGGAGUGACUAUUAUAGUGCAGCUCAGCAAAUGCUUAAAGUAGAUGCAAAAAUAUGCAUGUUAAGUUUAGAGUUUACGUUUAGUUCUAGAUUACAUGUGAUUCUUUGUGAUGAAGGCAUAGGUUAUGUAAUAAUUAUAUAAAUAAAUACAAUUAAAAACAUAAUAUUUAUUUCAAAAGUGCUUGGCAUUGAUAUGAUCGUAUUCCAAAUCAACCUUAUUCUUUAUGUACUUAUGUGAAACUAUUUUGAUGUAUAUGAUUAUCUAUCUGUGUAAAACUAUUAAUAUAGUCAUGUAGUGUAUAGAUAAUUAGGUGACCCGGAAAAAUGUAAACCGAUAGCCACUAUCCAUAUCACAUUACUGAGUGCUAAAUAUGAUGUCUUUAUCUAUUUACAUACUUAUAUUUGAAUUUAAUAU